GUUGCUAAAAAAAGAAAGAGAUUGAAAACCACGAGUCUGUUAAGACUUGCAUUACUGCGCAUACGUAGAUUUUCCUCUGAAUUAGCUAUAUAUAUGCCAGUAUCAAGCGUCGAGCGUGUUUGACAUUCGUUUCACAUUGCGUUUUAAAUCGCUAGAGCUGCAACUGCUUCAUUAAUGCUAAAAGCAAGAUGCGUAGCAGAAGCAACUCCGGCGUCCGUUUGGACUAUUAUCAACGGAUCGUCCAUAAAAUAAUUAUGAACCAUCAGAACCCUGUCACAGGACUCUUUCCUGCAAGUCCUGAUAACGAUCAUGCCUGGGUACGCGACAAUAUUUACUGUAUACUUGCCGUAUGGGGUCUGUCAAUGGCGUAUAAAAAAAUAGCUGACGCUGAUGAAGACAGAGCAAAGACUUAUGAACUCGAGCAGAGUUGCGUAAAGCUAAUGAGAGGUUUGCUGAUGGCAAUGAUGCAACAGAAAGGAAAAGUGGAGAAGUUCAAAUCCACUCAAAAUCCACAUGAUGCGUUGCAUGCAAAGUACAGCUCAGUCAAUGGCCAAAGUGUUGUUGGGGAUGCUGAGUGGGGACAUCUUCAAAUUGAUGCGAUUUCUUUGUACCUUCUAAUUUUGGCCCAAAUGACAGCCUCUGGCUUACAGAUUGUCUUCAAUUUGGAUGAGGUGGCCUUUAUUCAAAACUUGGUAUUUUACAUCGAAUCUGCUUACUGCACUCCAGAUUAUGGAAUUUGGGAGAGAGGAGAUAAAACAAAUCAUGGCUUGCCGGAGUUAAACGCAAGCAGUAUCGGAAUGGCCAAAGCUGCGAUGGAAGCGAUGAAUGAAUUGGAUUUGUUUGGUGCGAGGGGUGGACCCACCUCGGUCAUUCAUGUUUUGGCCGACGAGGCGCAGAAGUGUCAAGCGGUUUUGCAAUCCAUGCUGCCCAGAGAAUCAAACUCUAAAGAAUUAGACAGCGGCCUGCUAUCCAUCAUAAGUUUCCCCGCGUUUGCAGUGGACGAGCCUAAUCUAAUUCACGAGACACGCGAGGCUGUUAUCAAGAAGUUGCAAGGGCGUUAUGGUUGUAAAAGAUUUUUGAGGGAUGGAUAUAAAACGCCGAAGGAAGAUAUGAACAGAUUGUAUUAUGAGCCGUGGGAGCUCCGUAUGUUUGAGAAUAUUGAAUGCGAAUGGCCGCUGUUUUUCUGUUAUUUAAUAUUGGACUACUGCUUCCAAGGCAAUAAGGAAGCAGUUGAGAUGUGCACCAAACAGUUGGAGGAAGUAAUGAUUAAAACGGAUGACGGUAUGAAAUUAGUACCUGAAUUAUAUUCCGUCGCACCUAAAGAUGUAUCGGCGGAGUACGCCGAACCUGGUAGUCAAAGUCGAAUAGCUUUAGGCAGAUGUCCAUUUAUGUGGGCGCAAUCUCUUUAUAUUUUAGGAAAAUUGCUGCAAGAGGGAUUUCUUGCGGUUGGCGAGUUAGAUCCGUUAAACAGGCGACUGUGCAGUGAGAAAAAGCCGGACGUAGUUGUGCAAGUAGUUAUCUUAGCAGAGGACUCGGAAAUCAGGGAGAAAAUUGCACAGCACGAUAUUCACGUGCAGACAAUUGCAGAGGUUGCACCGAUCGAGGUGCAACCUGCGAAGGUUCUCAGCCAUCUGUACACAUAUUUAGGACGCAACAAGAAAUUGGGCUUGUCGGGACGCAAGUCGAGAGACGUCGGAAUUCUCAGCACUAGUAAACUGUACGCCUUGCAAGAUAAGAUAUUUGCGUUCACGCCGCAAUUGACAGAUAUGACCCGCUUCUACAUCGCAUCGGACUAUGAGCUCAUGAUUGACAUAUUCAAAGGUGAAAUUAAUUUCUUGAAGUCUAGUUGGCAGAAUAUGUUGGGUCGGCCCCUAGUGGUCAUGCCCCUCAAGAACAUUCAUCUAGAUCAAGGUAAAAUACCGUUAGCCAUGAUAACCACCAUGAAGAAGCUUAAGAGCGGCUACAUUAAUGGCACUAGAGUGUCGUUGGGAAAUUUGAACGAUUUUUUGAGCACGUCGUGCAUUACGAAUCUCAGCUUUUUGGGAAGCUCUGAAGACGGUCGUCCUGACAAACUAAAUCCUCAGAUUCAACAAUAUUUGGAGGAACAUCUAAUGCGGUCGUUCCCUCAUCGUACAGGACUUCUUAACAAGCACGGCCCAAUACGUGCGGGGAAAAAUCUGCGACGUAAAAUGUCUGUGAAAGGCGCGAUAAAAAAGACACGAUCCAUAGCUGUCGAGCCCGAGAUUCUUGGAAUGGCAGGGGAAGACCGUAGACAUUCUCUCAAUCUAAUUGCACAUCCGUUUAUUGAAGUGACAGAUACCACUUUGAACUCUAUCAAUGCCAUCCAACCGGUGAUGAUUGAACGCACGCCGUCGCCAACGGACGAACUGCUGUUGUGGAAAAACUCUCCUAAAACCAAACACAGAUCAAUUUCGGAGACUCAGUACGCCGAGACUGAAGUGGAGGAACUGCUGUCUAUGCUGCGCGAAACCGAGAGUCUCGAAGAGCAAGGAGAUAUCCUUCAGUAUAUCGUGGACUCGAAGGGACUGCAGUUCGACACAGGCGUGUUGGAAGAAGGACAUCCCGUUCUGGUGAAGGAUCUACUAAAGAGUCUCUAUGAAAAGGCUUGUCAGCAGAAAAUGUGGGGCAUCGUGCGACACAGCGCCGGCAUGCUCGGCAAAAGGGUGGAGGAUUUGGCGAAAGCGGUCACCGAUUUGCUGGUGCGUCAAAAGCAAGUCACCGUCGGCAUGCCGCCGACCAACGAGCACACGAUAGUCGCACCGCUGCCCGAGAACGAGCUGCGAACUCUGAUCCAUCAGGCGUACGGUGACGACGAAUCAACCGCCAUGCUGACGCAGGAGCUGAUCGUCUACCUGGCGAUGUUUAUCAGAACGGAGCCGCAACUGUUUCUCGAGAUGCUGCGACUGCGCGUCGGCCUGAUCAUCCAAGUUAUGGCAACCGAACUGUCGCGCACCUUAAAGUGCAGCGGUGAAGAAGCUUCGGAGCAUCUGCUGAAUCUGUCCCCCUUUGAAAUGAAGAAUUUGCUGCAUCAUAUUAUGAGUGGAAAAGAAUUUGCCAUCAGUAGCGUCGGUCGCGGCAACUUUUCCAUUAUCAGCUGCAAGUCAAACAGAGUCAGCAAGAAAUCUCAAAUCGGUGGCUUCUUAGCCGCUGAUCAAAAUCCCGAUGUUGCCGAGGCAGAAGCAGAUCGACAAGGCCAGUGGUUACGAAGACGACGAUUAGACGGUGCGCUAAAUAGAGUACCGAGAGAUUUCUAUCCGCGUGUGUGGCAAGUACUUGAAAAGUGUAACGGCUUAGCGAUUGAAGGAAGAGUGCUGUCACAAAAUCUCACGCAGGAAAUGACAUCUGGCGAGUUGAAAUUUGCAUUAGCUGUAGAAACCGUUUUGAACACGAUACCACAGCCGGAAUAUCGUCAACUUGUUGUUGAGGCCUUGAUGGUGUUAACAUUAGUGACCGAAUACAACGUCGUGCCAUCAUUGGGUGGUCUGAUUCAAGUCGAAAAUUUAGUGCAUAAAGCAAACUCUAUUUUCUUGGAAGAUCAGAUGGCUAUUGAUGGCGACGCAACAUUAUGUUGUGCAAAACCAAAGGAGCAACGUGAACUGACAGAUUUGGGAAUGCCACUGUGUGGUGGAGCAGCAUAUAUUUGCCAACAUUUUUAUGAUUCUGCACCCAGUGGAAGUUUUGGAACAAUGACAUAUAUUACGAGGGCUAUCGCCGUGACGCUGGAUUGUUUGCCAAAAGAUGGUGACUUAGAAUGCUCAAUCUCGUAGUGAAUGUAAUUUUAGUGAUAAAUAAUUUUUAUCGUAGUAAAAGUUACCAACGUAAAUAUCUCAAAUAUAACAAAUCUAUGUUACAAUUCUUUUAUGUACAAGAAUCUCCGAGUAAUUUUGUAACUGUGAUUGUUUGAACAGUUAUAAUACAAUAAUUUUAUAACUGUGGAUAUUGUAGAUUUAAAAAUUAGAAAUGUGAAUUAUUAAUUAGACAUCGAAAUCACAAGAUGCAAUAUUUUCCUAUCAAAUUGUGCAAUUGGACUUAAAGUAAUGAGAAAUUAGAUUAGCAAUCAUGUAUGAAAAAAAUAAUUACUUUAUUCUUUUAAUAAAUCUUUUAUUUUCUUCCUUA
Linepithema humile (Argentine ant) is the source of this 4137-nucleotide messenger RNA. RefSeq names its product probable phosphorylase b kinase regulatory subunit alpha. Lineage: Eukaryota; Metazoa; Arthropoda; Insecta; Hymenoptera; Formicidae. The record is from RefSeq and is a predicted model, not a curated record. Gene Ontology annotation, cellular component: phosphorylase kinase complex. Gene Ontology annotation, biological process: glycogen metabolic process. Gene Ontology annotation, molecular function: calmodulin binding.